AUGGCGGACGUAGAGAAGUCUGGCAGCGAUCCCAAGAACGUUCAAGAUCUGGCUUCUCUUGUGCAACAACUGCUUCAAGAUAUGCAGAACAAAUUUGAGGCCAUGUCCGUUUCACUUGACGACAUGGGCUCACGCAUUGACGAUCUGGAAAAGAACAUCGCAGAUUUGAUGACCCAAGCUGGCGUUAAUGAUGGGGGAUUGUAA
Molecule: messenger RNA, 204 nt
Organism: Candidula unifasciata
Lineage: Eukaryota; Metazoa; Mollusca; Gastropoda; Stylommatophora; Geomitridae
Source: the annotation of a GenBank genome assembly